Molecule: messenger RNA, 267 nt
Organism: Fusarium poae
Lineage: Eukaryota; Fungi; Ascomycota; Sordariomycetes; Hypocreales; Nectriaceae
Exons: 3
Coding region: 1-267 (88 amino acids)
Source: RefSeq, a predicted model, not a curated record
AUGAGCUUUGAGGUAAAAGACAUCACGACUACCAGCUCUUACGAGUUCCACCUCGGGCAACCCGACAAGUCAUCAACACAAGAGAUCGCUGGCAGAAACAUGGACCCCAUGAAACUUCUGACUAUGCUUCGGAUACAGUUUGCAGGCGCGUAUGAAGUCCAGAUGAUGCAUAACACCUAUUCAAUAAAAGCCCCUAGGCGGCUUUCCAUUGGCGAAAUUGCUCAAUGUCGUCGAAUGCAUCGGACACGCCGGAUGCGUCGAUCAUAA